This is a messenger RNA of Chinchilla lanigera (long-tailed chinchilla), 2754 nucleotides long. It is a transcript of the gene Mstn, whose product is annotated as myostatin. Bases 119 to 1246 code for a protein of 375 amino acids. Gene Ontology annotation, biological process: SMAD protein signal transduction. Gene Ontology annotation, molecular function: cytokine activity; growth factor activity. Gene Ontology annotation, cellular component: extracellular region. The transcript is spliced from 3 exons. Lineage: Eukaryota; Metazoa; Chordata; Mammalia; Rodentia; Chinchillidae. The record is from RefSeq and is a predicted model, not a curated record.
GCAAGUUGUCUCUCAGACUGUACAUGCAUUAAAGCUUUGCUUGGCAUUACUCAAAAGCAAAAGAAAAGCAAAGGGAAGACAUAAGAACCAGGAAAAAGAUCGGAUUGAUCUCAAAACCAUGCAAAAACUGCAAAUCUAUGUUUAUAUUUACCUGUUUAUGCUGAUUGUUGCUGGUCCAGUGGAUCUAAAUGAGAACAGUGAGCAAAAAGAAAAUGUGGAAAAAGAGGGGCUGUGUAAUGCAUGUGCCUGGAGACAAAACACUAAAUAUUCCAGAAUAGAAGCUAUAAAAAUCCAAAUUCUCAGUAAACUUCGCCUGGAAGCAGCUCCUAACAUCAGCAAAGAUACUAUAAGACAACUUUUACCCAAGGCUCCUCCACUGCGAGAACUGAUUGAUCAGUAUGAUGUCCAGAGGGAUGACAGCAGCGAUGGCUCUUUGGAAGAUGAUGAUUAUCACGCUACGACGGAAACAAUCAUUACCAUGCCUACAGAGUCUGAUUUCCUAAUGCAAGUGGAAGGAAAACCCAAAUGCUGUUUCUUUAAAUUUAGCUCUAAAAUACAGUACAAUAAAGUAGUAAAGGCCCAGCUGUGGAUCUAUCUGAGACCCGUUAAGACUCCUACCACCGUAUUUGUGCAAAUCCUGAGACUCAUCAAACCCAUGAAAGACGGUACCAGGUACACUGGAAUUCGAUCUCUGAAACUCGACAUGAGCCCAGGCACUGGUAUUUGGCAGAGCAUUGAUGUGAAGACAGUGUUGCAGAAUUGGCUCAAACAACCUGAAUCCAACUUAGGCAUUGAAAUCAAAGCUUUAGAUGAGAAUGGUCAUGAUCUGGCUGUGACCUUCCCGGGACCGGGAGAAGAUGGGCUGAAUCCCUUUUUAGAGGUCAAGGUAACAGAUACACCAAAAAGAUCCAGAAGAGAUUUUGGUCUUGACUGUGACGAACAUUCAACAGAAUCACGGUGCUGUCGCUACCCUCUGACAGUGGAUUUCGAAGCUUUUGGAUGGGACUGGAUUAUUGCACCUAAAAGAUACAAGGCCAAUUAUUGCUCUGGAGAGUGUGAAUUUGUAUUUUUACAAAAAUAUCCUCAUACUCAUUUGGUACACCAAGCAAACCCCAGAGGUUCAGCAGGCCCUUGCUGUACUCCUACAAAAAUGUCUCCCAUUAAUAUGUUAUAUUUUAAUGGCAAAGAACAAAUAAUAUAUGGGAAAAUUCCAGCCAUGGUAGUAGACCGCUGUGGGUGCUCAUGAGAUUUAUAUUAGGUUCGUAACUUCCUACACCAUGGAAGGUCUUCCCCUCAACUAUUCUGAAACUGUGAAAUUUACGUAUCAUGGGCUAUAGGCCUAGAGUAUGCCAUAUCACUUAAGCAUGGUCACAGUGUAUGAACUAAAAGAGAAUAUAUGCAAUGGUUGGCAUUUAACCAUCAAAAUGAAUCAUAUAACAGGAAAUUUUAUAAUUUCCAGAGUUGUUGAACUAGAAAGAGAUCAAAUUACACUUACGUUCAUAUGUAUUAUAAUUACAACAUAGGCAAGGAAAUGAAAGCUAUUCUCCUCACGUUCUGGUGAAUUAAAGGAGUAGCUUUAAAGUCUAUUUCUUUACAGUUUCACUUAUACUUACAGAAAAAUCUACCAUAUAUAUAGUAUUGAUAAAAUAUAGGAUUGUUACAUACCACCACCAGAACAUCCUUAUACACUUGAAUUUAUAUUGUAUGAUAGCAGACUUGGUAAGACAAAAUUCCACAAAAAUAGUGAUGGUAUAUCAUAUGCAAGUUUCCAUUCCUAUUUUGAUUGGACGAAUACUAACAAUCCAUGCCAAUGGUGCUAACACAAUAGACUGAGUGGCUGAUGUUGUCAGGUUUAUCACUAAAAAUAUUGAGUAAAAUAGUAACUUCUUCCUUUCUUCAGGUGCAUUUUCAUACACCUCCAAAUGGGGAAUGGAUUUUCUUUAAUGAAAGAAGAAUCACUUUUCCAGGGGUCAGAUUUCAAUUCUACAAUGUAAUUAGAGAAGUUGUGUAUUCUUAAAAGGCAGCCAAUUAGUGUAUAUCUGUAUCCAAACUUCAAAAUUAUAGCCUGCCUUUGUAACAUUGCAGUUUUAUGGUAAAAUAACAAAAAUGACUGAUUUUAUCAAUAUUGUGUAAAAGACUUUGAAACAAUUGCAUUUAUAUAAUGUGUAUACAAUAUUGUUUUGUAAAUAAGUGUCUCCUUUUUUAUUUACUUUGGUAUAUUUUUACACUAAGAAUAUUUCAAAUUAAGUAUUAAGGCACAAAGAUAUGUCAUGUAUCACAGAAAAGCAACUGCUUAUAUUUCAGAGCAAAUUAGCAGGUUAAAUAGUGGUCUUAAAACUCCUCAUGUUAAAGUUUAGAUGGUUAUAUUACAAUCAUUUUAUAUUUUUUGUACAUUAUUAACAUUCACUGAUGGAUUCAUGAUGGCUGUAUAAUGUGAAUGUGAAAUUUCAAUGGUUUACUGUCAUUGUAUUCAAAUCUCUACGUUCCAUUAUUUUAAUACUUAUUACUAUGCAUACCAAAAUGAUUAACAUCGUUAUCUGAAAUAAAUAAUAAACAUGGUAGCUCCACAAGAACUAUUAAUUUUAUUUUAUAAUUUGAUAAUAAAUAUAUUUCUGCCUUGAUUUACUUCUAUUUUGUAAAUUGAGAUUUUGUUAAUCAAAUAUAUUGUACUUAAAAUUAAGUGAAAUAAUUUCUUACAUCUAAUGUGUAGAAAUAAUGUAAAUUAUAUUAAACUGUUUCCACAUUUUUGAAAGA